This is a messenger RNA of Didymodactylos carnosus, 366 nucleotides long. The record is from the annotation of a GenBank genome assembly. Lineage: Eukaryota; Metazoa; Rotifera; Eurotatoria; Philodinida; Philodinidae.
AUGGCUGUAAUACCAAAUUUGUUAAUGGAUGAUAAAAUGAAUAAUGAUGAUAAACUAUGUAAAGCCUCAGAAAAAAGAUGGUCAUACAAUAUGUGUGAAUGUGAAGCACGUACCGAUACAACAGUACCUGUUAAAGUAAAAGAUUUUGGUGUAAUUGAUCAAUGUGGUGUUGGGUUAUUAAGUACAUGUUCAUGUACUGAUAAAACAAUGGUUGAAUGCGGUGCGAAUUGUGAAAAAAAAGUACAAGAAUGGGUGAAAUCUGGAUGCUCUGGUGCACUUUUGGGUAUAAAACGUGGAACAAUUAUGAGUUAUCAUCAUGGAGAUUGUCAAAAAGGGUACGGUACCAAAAAAUAUACAUGUCCUUGA